This is a messenger RNA of Microplitis demolitor, 420 nucleotides long. RefSeq names its product cuticle protein 7-like. Gene Ontology annotation, cellular component: extracellular matrix. NCBI's taxonomy places the organism in Eukaryota, Metazoa, Arthropoda, Insecta, Hymenoptera, Braconidae. The transcript is spliced from 3 exons. The coding region runs from base 1 to 420 and encodes 139 amino acids. The record is from RefSeq and is a predicted model, not a curated record.
AUGACAAUGGAGUUGGUAUUACUUGUGGCGAUCUCGGUUCUCGUGGGAUUCCAAGAGGCGACGGCGGGUCACGCGCACAGUUUCGCCCAUUUCCACGGGCCAGUAGAGGGACCAGGACACGAGGUUACAGUUCACGACAAACACGGCCACCAUCACGUUGAUUAUAUUGCGCAUCCUAAGUACAAAUUCGCCUAUGGAGUUCAGGAUCAUCACACUGGUGAUUAUCAUGGUCACAAAGAGCAUCGUGAUGGUAAACAUAUUGUCGGCGAGUACACAAUAAAGGAGCCCGGUGGUAAUGUCAGGACGGUUAAAUACUACGUGGACCCACAUGGCGGAUUCUUCGCUGAUGUACACAACUCUAAUGGUAACGACCAUUCUGGCGGAACUUAUGGAGGAUACCACGAUCAUCAUGAUUAUUGA